CUUACCAAAAAAACCAAAGUAUAGAAGUGAAUUAGUUAAACUAAAUUUAUCUGGUGGCAAUUUUUCUAAUAGAUUUUUUGAAGAUGAUACAGUAGCUGAUCUGAAUGAAACAAAAUUAGAGAAAUUGGAUCUAGAUGAUAGGGUUUUAACAGAUAAUAGCCAAGAAUCAAGUGAUUCUGAUUAUAAUAAUGAUUUUAAAGGUACUUGA
Racocetra fulgida is the source of this 208-nucleotide messenger RNA. The record is from the annotation of a GenBank genome assembly. NCBI's taxonomy places the organism in Eukaryota, Fungi, Glomeromycota, Glomeromycetes, Diversisporales, Gigasporaceae.